Biomphalaria glabrata is the source of this 2178-nucleotide messenger RNA. RefSeq lists its product as uncharacterized. The record is from RefSeq and is a predicted model, not a curated record. The transcript is spliced from 3 exons. The coding region runs from base 758 to 1786 and encodes 342 amino acids. Lineage: Eukaryota; Metazoa; Mollusca; Gastropoda; Planorbidae.
GUUACCCUAGAACCGGGGUCGGCAACCUGCGACACGCGAGCCACAUGCGGCUCUUUGGAUGAGAAGCUGCGGCUCUUUAGUUCCAUACGCAAAUAUUAUUUAUUUUAUCGAAACAUUUUUUAAAAUAGUUCUGAAUAGUUCAACGAGGAUUAGGCACCGAUUCUAUCUAUUGGACACCCUCCCCCAUUAUACGCGUCGUCACUGUUGUCAGUCCAUCAGAAGCUCUCUAAUGACGCCAUCGUCGAAUGUUUCUAUGUAGCUUUCAAGUCGCUUUCGACGCUAGAUGAAUUGGCUUGCUAUAGAUGAGUCUUGCGAGAUAAAAGACACGGCACUAGUUGCCCAUUAUGUUAGAUAUAUGUCUUCCCAAGGUCCAAAAGAAAAACUUUAUGGAUUGCAACCGCUCUCGGAACAAACUAGAGGGAAAGAUAUAGUGCAUGCCGUGUAAAAAUACAUUGGACAAAAAUAGAUCGAUUUAAAUAAAAUCGUUUCAAUAACAAUUGAAGGAUCCAGAAAUAUAACAGUAAAAGAAUAAAAGGGCAACAACGAUUUUUCGAAGCAAAUUAAACCAAGCAAUUUUUACGUUUCAUUGAAUAAUACACCCAAGAAGCACUUUGUACCAAAAACGAUACAGACCGAAAUAGUUGCGGUAAUGAAAUUGGCAGCAUCUUGUCAAAAACACUCUACCAUCAACAGUUUAAGAAUUGUUAAACGAAAUGGAGACUCAGUAUUCUGAGCUACUUCUUAUCAAUAAAGUGCAAUGGCUUUCCAAAGAUCAACAAAAAUGUCUCAAGAAAAUUUGGGCAGAAUUAUCGGUCUAUAUGAUAUUAUUGGUGAACAUGAGAUGCAGAUAGCAGACGAUGGAGAAGGAGAUGUAGCCACUGACAUUAAAACCUGUACCAAAAACCCAGGCCAUGAGAAAUUCAUACCUGUCAAUAAUUUUAGAAUUGAACAUUUACCUGAAGAGCAUCGUGACCUAGAACUGUUUAAAUACAUCAAAUCUGUUUCCGUUCUGACGGUGAGGGUGGAUGUUCAGAACACGAGCCCCCGAAGGCCAGACGUCUGGCCAGGGACCAGGAGUGUGUACCCAUGCUAUUCUAUGGCAGGUCGUGAAAGCGUGAGACGAGGCAGCGGGAGAAUUAGUCUCGUGACGAAAUACGCGUAUGGCUAUGACCAGGAAGGUGGAAGGCACUGGUUGGGUCGCGCCUCUUGCGCUUGCCACGUCUGUCAGCUUUCCAGCUCGCCGAGAAACAGCUGGUGGGAGAUUGAAGUACUCACGGCCACGCACGUGGUCUUCGACGAGGUGGAGGCGAGCCAGGCCUCAUGCAGGCUGUUUUACGACAGCCCAGACAGCCCCGUGACCACCCUGGAUGUUGUUGGGGUCGGCUUCGUGAACGUGGAAAGAGACUGGUGCAGACUGGUUUGUACCACUUGCGACAACGACCUCGGAGAAGUUUUAUUCCGACUGAAGAAGCGCUGCAACGUACUAUGGAAGACUGUUCACGAACGAUACCGAGCGUCCAGGGAUGUGGACAAGCUGAUGUUUAUGGUCUCACAUCCACACGGAGGUCCCAAGCAGGUCAGCUUGGGUCAGUGGCAGGACAGGUACCUAGUCGACUCGGACAUUCACAACUACAACAAGUUUACAUAUACCACAAGCACAUGUCCUGGAAGUAGCGGGGCUACAGUCUAUUGUCUGGGAUACACUGGCUGGUGGCUCUACCAGUUGGUUCAUAGUGGCACAUUACCAUCAGGUCUCAAUUACAGCGGUUCUGCGUUUGUAUUAUAAGACACCUAAUGGAACAAGAAGCAAAAUAUAUGCUUCACUUUAGCUUCAAGCUUAUUUUAACUCCCUCCUUCUGUCUAUCUGGCAGGAAUCGUGUGCACGUUAUUUCUCACACUUCCCUUUCUCGGAUUUAGUUAAAACCUGGCACAAUUAUUCGUUGCCAAUGACAACACUUGUAUCAGUGAAAUAACCGAUUAGUUAAUUAAUUAGUGGUAAUUAAUUAAUUGUGUUUUAUAUAUAAAAAGGGAAAUACAACUUGCAGCAUUCAGAGAAAUGGCAGUAAUUGAGAGUGUCUUUCCUUUAUAUUAGCUUUUUAAAAAAUUCUUUUAUAUUUUGCUGGUUGUCAAUUGAAAAUAAAAUAAUAAAAGUAAUGCAAUUUUUGUAUAAAAAUGAAA